Molecule: messenger RNA, 2358 nt
Organism: Dermacentor silvarum
Lineage: Eukaryota; Metazoa; Arthropoda; Arachnida; Ixodida; Ixodidae
Gene: Atu
Product: RNA polymerase-associated protein LEO1
Exons: 12
Coding region: 152-2281 (709 amino acids)
Biological process (GO): positive regulation of transcription elongation by RNA polymerase II; transcription elongation by RNA polymerase II
Cellular component (GO): nucleus; Cdc73/Paf1 complex
Molecular function (GO): RNA polymerase II C-terminal domain phosphoserine binding
Source: RefSeq, a predicted model, not a curated record
UAAACUUUCCGGUAGAUGGUCGCUACAGCGGCCGAUAGUGGAUUGAUCGUGCCGACGCGCAGGAAGGUUCUUUCCGUAACGCUGCUUACGCGCAUUGUUUUAUUGCAAAAGGUAAAACUGAAGUUUGUGCACGCCUUGUCUCUAAGGCAUCAUGGAUGGGAUAUUUGGAAGCGAUGAUUCGAGAGAAGCUUCGAGCGCAGGCUCCAGGAGUGCCUCACCAGCCUCCAGUGAGGGAUCGCAGACUCCUGCACAACAGUCGGAGGACGGUGAACAAAGCCAGCAUUCCGACGCCGAAGAGCGCUCGGAGAAAAGCUACCACUCGUCACCGCCGAGGAGCCCCGCGUCCGGUGACGAGUCAGGCUACGAAGACAAGGGUGAAGAAGCUUCGGGGGACGAGCGUCGGGAGUCGGGGGACGAGCGCCAUGAGUCGGGCGACGAAGGCUCGGAUGAAUCCCGUCAUGUGGACGACCAGUCCGGUGACGAAGAAGCGCCGGCGAGAACGCCUGCGCGAUCGGAGCGCCGGAGCGAUGCCUCCGACAACGAGGGCUCCGGCAGCGAGGUACACCGCUCCGACGAAGAGGACCACCGCUCCGAUGAGGAGGAACACCACUCUGACGAAGAAAAUCGCCGCACCGAUGACGAGGACCGUCGGUCCGACGAUGAAGAGCGCCGUUCAGAGGUGGCUGCAGAGCGGUCGGAAGCCUCCGGAGACGAAGGCAGCGCGAACGAAGCAAGCGGCAACGAAGCGAGCGCUAACGAGGGGGAAGCCAGCGCGAACGAGGCGAGCGGAGAUGAGGCCAGCCGGGGUGAGGCAAGCGGGGAUGAGGCCAGCCGGGGUGAGGCAAGCGGGGAUGAGGCCAGCCGGGGUGAGGCAAGCGGCGAUGAAGCCAGCAGAGCCGAGGCAAGCGGGGAUGAGGCCAGUAGGGCCGAGGGAAGUGGGGAUGAGGCCAGCAGGGGCGAGGCAAGCGGCGAUGAGGGUUCGGUGCACUCCAAUGAAGGUGAAGCACGGGCGGCGGCAGGUUCUGACUCCGAUGCUGAGAGCACCAUAGGACGCAAGCGCCAGCGUUCAGGUGACAGUGAAGCUGCUUCUGCUGCCUCUGCUGGAGAAGGUUCUGACGAUGAAGCAGUACCAGGCCGAAAGAGGGCACGGAUCUCGAGCACCGAAGAGAAGGCCGAAGAAGCCGAGGUGGAGGCCCUUUUCGGUGAAGACUUGGAUGAUUUGAGCUCGGAUGAAGAGGGCGCUGCCAAAAAGAAAGGUGGCGAGACACCAGUCAAGCGCAUGGGCAGUGAUGAGGAAGAGCAGCCCGAGGAGAAGCGAGCUGAACCUGAGGGGGGUGGUGAGGAAGAGGAGGUACCAGUGCCAGAGACGCGUAUCGAUGUGGAAAUCCCGCGCAUUUCGACCAACCUCGGAAGUGAGGUCCACUUCGUCAAGCUGCCAAAUUUCCUCAGUGUUGACACCAGGCCCUAUGAUCCUCAGUGGUACGAGGAUGAAGUGGAUGAAGAUGAAGUGCUUGAUGAAGAAGGUAGAGCACGACUCAAACUAAAGGUUGAAAACACAGUCCGGUGGCGCUAUGUCUAUGACAAGAUGGGUAAUCCAGUGCGGCAGAGCAAUGCCCGCAUAAUCAAGUGGUCCGACGGGAGCAUGUCGCUACACCUGGGCUCGGAAAUCUUUGACGUGCACAAGCAGUUACUGAUGCAAGGUGACCACAACCACUUGUUCAUCCGGCAAGGCACCGGUCUACAGGGACAGGCUGUCUUCCGCACAAAGCUCAGUUUCAGGCCCCACUCAACAGACAGCUUCACCCAUCGCAAGAUGACCCUGUCGCUCGCUGGUCGCAGCCAAAAGACUCAGAAGAUUCGAGUGCUACCCCAAGUUGGGCAGGACCCAGAGGCACACCGCAGUGAAAUGAUAAAGAAAGAGGAAGAUAAGCUGCGGGCAUCCAUCCGACGAGAAAGCAAGCAGCGGCGGCUACGCGAGAAGUCCCAUUCACGUGGCCUCAGCUCGGCGUAUCUGGAGGCUGACGAGGAUGAUGCAGCCAUUUCCCUGUCGGCCAUCAAGAACAAAUACCGGCGGGGAGGGGCUGCCGUUAAGGAGCGCCCUUCCAUUUACUCUUCUGAUGAUGAUGCAUCCGAUCUGGAAGAACAGCGCGCUCGACGAUUAGAGAAGGCAAAGGCGGGACCAGAUAAUGACGACGACGACAGCGAUUUAGACUACUUUGACAAGAAGGCAGAGAGCAAGAAAACAAAGAAGGCCAUUGAAGAGAGUGACGAGGAUGACUAGGCACCCUCACCUCACUUGUUUCAUACUGUACAUACUCGUUUUCGUAGAUAAACACAUUUUUUUAUUCACUUCUUGCA